UCAGAGAGUCACACAACAACGACAGUUCGUCUGCGAUAACAUACUGCGAAUCCCCCGAAAGAAAUCGAAUAGGAACCUUUCACAGUUCUACCUUCCGACUGUUCAUCGCUUCAUCAUGCCAGGGAAAGGAGAAGGUCCGGCGAUCGGCAUUGAUCUCGGCACGACGUACUCCUGCGUCGGCGUCUGGCAGCACGAUAGGGUUGAGAUCAUCGCCAACGAUCAGGGAAACCGAACGACACCGUCUUAUGUCGCGUUCACCGACAGCGAGCGCCUGAUCGGCGAUGCCGCCAAGAACCAGGUCGCAAUGAACCCUACCAACACCGUCUUCGAUGCUAAGAGGCUGAUUGGUAGGAGGCUCAGCGAUCCAUCGGUGCAGAGCGACAUCAAGCUCUGGCCAUUCAAGGUGAUCGCCGGUCCAGGCGACAAGCCGAUGAUCAAUGUCAGCUACAAAGGCGACGAGAAGCAAUUCGCCGCCGAGGAGAUCUCAUCCAUGGUCCUAAUCAAGAUGCGAGAGAUUGCCGAGGCUUUCCUAGGCACAGAAGUGAAGAACGCCGUCGUCACCGUCCCUGCAUACUUCAACGACUCACAGCGGCAGGCAACCAAGGACGCUGGUGUGAUUGCAGGCCUCAACGUCAUGCGUAUCAUCAACGAGCCCACUGCUGCCGCCAUCGCCUAUGGCCUCGACAAGAAGGCCACCAGUGUCGGCGAGAAGAACGUCCUGAUCUUCGAUCUUGGCGGUGGCACAUUCGAUGUCUCCCUGCUGACAAUCGAAGAGGGUAUCUUCGAAGUGAAAGCCACCGCUGGAGACACUCAUUUGGGUGGUGAGGAUUUCGACAACAGGAUGGUGAAUCAUUUCGUUCAGGAGUUUAAGAGGAAGAACAAGAAGGAUAUCAGCGGGAGCCCGAGAGCUCUUAGGAGGCUUAGAACGGCUUGCGAGAGAGCCAAGAGAACCCUCUCCUCAACGGCGCAGACCACGAUCGAGAUCGAUUCCCUCUUCGAGGGUAUCGAUUUCUACUCCACCAUCACGCGUGCGAGGUUCGAGGAGAUGAACAUGGACCUCUUCAGGAAGUGUAUGGAGCCAGUGGAGAAGUGCUUGAGGGAUGCUAAGAUGGACAAGAGCACGGUGCACGACGUUGUUCUUGUGGGCGGUUCCACUAGGAUUCCCAAGGUUCAGCAGCUCCUCCAGGACUUCUUCAAUGGGAAGGAGCUUUGCAAGAGCAUUAAUCCAGAUGAGGCGGUGGCUUAUGGUGCAGCAGUUCAAGCUGCAAUUUUGAGUGGCGAGGGUAAUGAGAAGGUUCAGGAUUUGCUUCUCUUGGACGUCACCCCUCUGUCUCUAGGGCUGGAAACUGCUGGAGGUGUGAUGACUGUCCUGAUUCAGAGGAACACGACGAUCCCAACUAAAAAGGAGCAGGUUUUCUCGACCUACUCCGAUAAUCAGCCUGGAGUGUUGAUCCAGGUCUACGAAGGCGAGAGGACUAGGACGAGGGACAAUAACUUGUUGGGCAAGUUUGAGCUCUCUGGCAUUCCACCAGCUCCAAGGGGGGUUCCUCAGAUCACUGUGUGUUUCGACAUUGAUGCCAACGGCAUCUUGAAUGUCUCGGCGGAGGAUAAAACGACAGGGCAGAAGAACAAGAUCACGAUUACCAACGACAAGGGCAGACUGUCGAAGGACGAGAUUGAGAAGAUGGUUCAGGAGGCCGAGCGGUACAAGGCCGAGGACGAGGAUCACAAGAAGAAGGUGGAGGCAAAGAAUGCGUUGGAGAACUACGCUUACAACAUGAGGAACACGGUGAGGGACGAGAAGAUUAGCUCCAAGUUGGCCGCAGACGACAAGAAGAAGAUUGAGGACUCCAUCGACCAGGCGAUUCAGUGGCUGGAUAACAACCAGCUCGCUGAGUCGGAUGAGUUCGAGGAUAAGAUGAAGGAGCUUGAAGGAAUUUGCAACCCUAUCAUUGCUAAGAUGUACCAGGGUGGCGCCGGUCCUGACAUGGGUGCCGGCGGUCAUGCUGACGUUCCACCGGCUGGCGCCAGCAGCGGUGCCGGUCCCAAGAUUGAGGAGGUCGAUUAAACCGAGGAUACGGUGGCGUUUUAAGUUCGCGUAGUGCGUUUUGCAAUUUUUGUGGUGUUUUUUUUUAAUAACCUUUUUGGUUAUCUAGCUUACAGUUGAGAACAAUUAUGAUUUACUUUCCUUUGAUCUAGCUUCAAAAGAAUGUUUCGGAUAAUGUUACAUUACGCAGUACUGAUAGUUUCUAAUCGAAGUAG
Messenger RNA from Linum tenue, 2262 nucleotides. NCBI's taxonomy places the organism in Eukaryota, Viridiplantae, Streptophyta, Magnoliopsida, Malpighiales, Linaceae. The record is from the annotation of a GenBank genome assembly.